GGGACAAAUUUUGCCCGGAGGGCAUACUUUAUUAGUGUCAGUGUGCAAUGCUGUCAGUGACUCUUCUCCUCCUGUUCAUUUCGUCUCCAGUCAAGUUUCUUUCUCGCUGAAAAUUCCCUUCCUGGCUCCUUCUCUUUGUGUGUGUAUGUGUGUCUGACUGUGACUGUAAUCUCCUACAUUCUUUUUUUCCGCUAAAAUGUUCCUUCUGGCCUAUUUCCUCGUCCCGGAUCACGGAAGAGGGACAACCCUCCUCUACUGAAGUCUGCCCCUCUGAUCAACUGACCGUCUGAAGAUUCACACACAAGUGUGUGUGUAGAGCUACGGCGAGAGACACACAAUUUUAGCCUCGAAGUUCAGUUGUUGGAACGCAUUUCCAGAUCGCUUUGAUAUCAGAGAAGUGAAAGGAAUGUGGACUAUUUCUCAUGGAGUUACCCGUGAGGAUUAACUCGCGAUAAGAAAUCGGCGCCCGUGCUUGUGUUUGACCGUGGACUGGAGUAUAUGUCUGAGGUAUAUCAACCUGCUCGGUGUUCUGUAGCCGUAGAGCUCGUGCAUGGUGAGUUUGAGACAGGCAGUUUGCUCCAGUCCAACUUCACAGUGAAAAGCAAAUCGGGAGAAAUGAUGCGAACAGCACGAAAGUUUUAAACAAACUUUUACUUGAGUGUCUAGAGAAAACACGAGUAGGUAAUUGGUCUCUUUUCAGAACAGUAAAUUGUCCUUCCACGUUUGGGAAUUUAGUUUACGGUGUGCAAACGCCACGGACAGAAUGAACAUCUCUGGGCGCGUGGUACUUGCGCUGUUGCUCGCCCUGCUUGUGGGCUUUACCGGGGGCACACAAGCCCAAGUAGUGUCCGCCAAGGUGAUGCGGUCGUCAAACGUGAGGCGAGAUGACUUGUACCGGAAAGAAGAGGUCGUCACGGUAACUGCAGCUGGGGGAGCCAUCCAGAGCCCCCGCUUCCCGAACGCCUACCCCCGAAACCUGCAGUUGUCAUGGAAACUACUGUCGCCCCACAACACCCGCAUCGUCCUGGAGUUUGACUCCCACUUUGCGCUGGAGGAACCAGAGAACGAAGUCUGCAGGUAUGACUUUGUGGAGGUGGAGGACAUCUCAGAGACCAGUACUAUUGUCUGGGGGAGAUGGUGUGGUCAGAGAGUCCCUCCACACCUCACCUCCAAAACCAACACCCUCAAAGUCACCUUCAAGUCAGACGACUACUUCGUGGCCAAGCCUGGCUUCAAACUCAACUACUCUCUACUGGAUAAUUCUCUUCCUACAGCAUCCAGGACGAACUGGGAAGCUGUGACCCAGAUGGAUGAUGCUCCGUCGCUGUUGGCCCCAGUGGUGACUGGUGUUCCUCUGACAGCAGCAGCGUUGGACCAGACCAUAGCAGCCUUCAACACAGUGGAGCAGCUCCUCCGCCACCUCAACCCUGACAGCUGGAGACAGGACCUGGACAGCUUGUACAGAGAGACAGCAAUGUACAGACCCCGGGCCUACCAGCACAACAGACAGAACAAGAUUGACCUGGACCGUCUGUAUGAUGAUGUGAAGCACUACAGCUGUACACCUCGGAACUACUCUGUCAACCUGAGGGAGGAGCUGAGGGCCACCAACGCCGUGUUCUUCCCACGAUGCCUACUGGUGCAGCGCUGUGGGGGGAACUGUGCCUGUGGGACGGACAACUGGAACGGCUGUACCUGCAGCCCGGCCAAGACCAGUGACAAACUACACGAGCCGUACCUGUACCUGCAGCCCGGCCAAGACCAGUGA
Messenger RNA from Oncorhynchus masou masou (cherry salmon), 1768 nucleotides. RefSeq names its product platelet-derived growth factor D-like. Lineage: Eukaryota; Metazoa; Chordata; Actinopteri; Salmoniformes; Salmonidae. Gene Ontology annotation, molecular function: platelet-derived growth factor receptor binding; growth factor activity. The record is from RefSeq and is a predicted model, not a curated record. Gene Ontology annotation, biological process: positive regulation of protein autophosphorylation; positive regulation of MAP kinase activity; positive regulation of ERK1 and ERK2 cascade. Gene Ontology annotation, cellular component: membrane. Bases 764 to 1768 code for a protein of 334 amino acids. The transcript has 7 exons.